CGUAAUGGAAAGAAAACUAGAAGGAAAAAAAUGAAAACUAUACAAAAAUAAAAAGGAAAAAAAUUAGGGUUGGGGGGAUGAAUCAUCCCUGAUAAUCGAAGGGUUAUGAUGUAUCAUUCAGCGAUGCAGAGCCUCUUUCGAUAUAAUUAAUUACAGACACGAACGACGCAAAACAUAUUAUAGGGAAAAAAAGAUCGCACCUCUUCACCAGUUUGAAUGUCUCAUAUAUUUAAACUGUCUAGAAACUAAAAGUACUGCACCACCGCCAUAAAAAUAUAAGAAACCCUCAUGUAUUCUUCUACUUCUUCUUCGUCGUUUUCGGCUUUCACAGACCUUCCUUCAUCUAUUGUGGGUGUAACACGUGAGGAGUACUAUGCUUUUCACAAAAUAGACAGGACCUUAUUCAGUCGUCUUGUCUUUGAUCUUAACCGAGACACGAACCAAACGUCUCAAGUGAUUGCUUUUCUCUUCUUGCUCGAGCAAAUCGAGUACGCUCGAAACCUAACACCGUUUCUCGUCGAAUUAUCAGACGCAUUCAUCGAUGCGGUGGCCAACGAAGUCGAUGUGUGUCUAAGUAUCUUACACAACCUAGAUUAUUCAACGCUCUUCGUUGCCAACAACGAUGAUGGUUCGGUUAUACCUUUGCUCUUGCGUUUGACUGGAGGCAGGCUUACUCUCAGAUACGUCCAUCAACACCGCGAAACUCUCCUCCUUGGUGUGAUAAAGAAUAUGAAUGAUAUCUGCAGCCGAGCUUUUGAUGACUUAUGCGUGAAGGGAGAGAUGUAUAAGGAGCAAUUGUUGGCGGCGUUAGAGAGGGAGAAAGUUAUCGAGGAGAUGAGCAACAUCAGGUUAAGUGUUCAACAAGAAUCCCCUAAUAGGUUUAAUGUUCCACAGGGAAUCUCUACUCCGCUAAGGGUUCAACAACAAACCCCUAUUAGGUUGAGUGUUCCACAAGGAAUCCGUAAUAGGCAGAGCGUUCAACAAAGAAUCCCUACUAGGCAGAGUGUUCAACAUCAAAGUCCUAUUAGGUCAAGUGUUCAACAAGGAAUCCCUGCUAGGCAGAGUGCGCAACAUCAAACUCCUAUGAGGUUUCAACAAGUAACCUCAAGUGUUCAACAAGAAAGCACUCCUGCUCCUACUACAACUCUUCCUGUUGAAGAAGAAACAAACAAGACCGUCGCGGAGGAGGCGGAGAGCGAGGAAGUGGUGGUACUGGCGGAUGAUAGGACUGUUUUUCUGACCUUUUCGAAAGGAUAUCCCAUUUCGGAGUCAGAGGUUAUGGUUUACUUUACAAGGAUAUUUGGGGAAGUGAUAGAAACGAUACUGAUGCAAGAGGUGGAAGAGAAUGAGCAACCGUUGUUUGCGAGGAUGGUGUUGAAGAUGGAAUGUGCAUCGAAGAUGGAUGAUAUUGUGGGUCCAGGGAAUAAAAGAAAAUUCACUAUUGAUGGCAAACAUGUUUGGGCUCGUAAAUACGUUCGCAAGAAUCCUAGUUCAACUGCUUCUCCCUCAUCCUCACAUGUGUGACUGUCCUCUUUAGUUUUUUUUUUUAAAUUAUAAGUUGGAUGUUUUCUCAGACAUAAAAUGGCAGUUGGUCUUAUCACCACAUUAUAAUAUAUAUAUUUUUUAUUUGGCGAUA
Brassica rapa (field mustard) is the source of this 1636-nucleotide messenger RNA. RefSeq lists its product as uncharacterized. Lineage: Eukaryota; Viridiplantae; Streptophyta; Magnoliopsida; Brassicales; Brassicaceae. The record is from RefSeq and is a predicted model, not a curated record.